GGCGUCACAAUGUCAUGGCUGAUAAGAGAACCUGGGAAGCGCUGAAACGACACGACAAACUCAGGGCUCUGGUUUCUGGUGUUUGUGCAGUGCAUCGCAGUGCAGCCUGGCAGUCACAACCGUCUUUCAACAAGAUUCCAGUAACUUUGUCUUGGUGUUUUUUUGGGCCACCCAAUCUCAAGCUCCGAAAUCACCUACGGUAAGCAAAGAUCACACCGCCUGCUUGGCCUCUAGCGGCCCACUCCCCGUUCAACACCGAAACCGUCAGAAACGACGAGAGUCCCUUCACAAACGGAACACGCGGAUACGAUAUUCCCAGACGAGACGAGACGAGAUAAAUCGAGACCAUAGCGACCAUGACAAGGCCACGGCGCUCCUCCGCCGCGAGCGAGGAUAGUACAGUGACAGCUGGUGAUCAAGAGCUUGGGAGCAUGUACGACUACCUGGCCAAGAUCGUAUUGCUUGGGCCCAGCGGAACAGGAAAGUCCUGCCUUCUACACCGCUUCGUCAAGUCCGAAUGGCGCAUUCUAUCCUCGCAAACAAUCGGCGUCGAGUUCGCCAGCAAGAUAAUCAAAGUCGGCACCGGCGCGCGGCGGAAACGGAUCAAGCUUCAGCUUUGGGACACGGCAGGCACAGAACGUUUUCGAUCCGUAUCACGCUCUUACUAUCGCGGUGCUGCUGGCGCAGUGCUGGUUUACGACCUCACGAAUCACAAUACAUUCAGAGCGCUGCAGCCCUUCUUGAAUGACGCGAAGGCCCUGGCAAGUCCGAACCUCAGUACAAUUCUCGUAGGGAACAAGAUAGAUCUGAGCGGCGACGAGGGCAGCCUGAUCGACUUUGGACAACCGCCCACCACACCAAGUAGUUUGGGAAGUGCCUCUGGGCCUUAUGGCACCAGCUUCCAGAGCAAUGCCACAAUCACCGGCUUGGGGACACAGCAAAGGGCAACCAUGGCGCCCGAGGGCCGGGAAGUAACCAACACCGACGCCAACAGGUGGGCAAGCCGGGUGGGCGUGCCCGUCACCAUGGAAGUUUCUGCAUUCACUGGGGAGGGGGUCGAUGAGGUGUUUGCGCGGCUGGCCAGAAUGAUCCUCACCAAAAUUGAGCUGGGCGAGAUUGACCCCGACGAUCCAAUGAGCGGUAUUCAGUAUGGAGACGGAGGAAUGUGGAAUGCAGGCGCAAGCGAUGGUGGGAGUAUCAAGAGUGGCAUGACAGACGAUGUCGGUGUCGGCAGUGUGAGAAGGAGGAAGAAGGGCAAAGGUCGGGGAACCGUGGCCCUGAGAGAAUGGGAAGAGGUGUUCUCACUUGGAGGGCGUAGACGCGGGUGCUGCUAAGUAUGAUGGGAAGACACUGAUAUCUCUCCAUGAAGGGACAAAGGAGGAACAAAGGAGCGAGUGCUGGACUACAUGGCUUCUAGGAAAUGUUGGACGACUACAUGACGAUACCAAUCUGCUUGCUUAAUCCCACGGCAACGUUGAGUUGCUACGACACACGACUUUGUGACGCAAAGUCUGAUAGACUAAUAGGGGCGUAACCCUGGAAACAUCAAUACAAUUAAACAAUGACUCGUG
Molecule: messenger RNA, 1571 nt
Organism: Truncatella angustata
Lineage: Eukaryota; Fungi; Ascomycota; Sordariomycetes; Amphisphaeriales; Sporocadaceae
Product: GTP-binding protein YPTC4
Exons: 3
Coding region: 357-1334 (325 amino acids)
Biological process (GO): regulation of endocytosis
Cellular component (GO): endosome
Molecular function (GO): GTPase activity; GTP binding
Source: RefSeq, a predicted model, not a curated record